GGGUUUUUUGGAGGGAAAUUAGGGUUGAGAGUGAAAAUGUAUUGAGUGUGUUCGAAUUGUUAAGGAUCCUGACUUCGUCACUCCUCCCCCUGUAUGCAGAAAUUGAGAUGUCUUCAGACGAGGCUAGGAGUGUAGUGGGAAGUGAGGUAGUGCCGUUGGAGUAUGGUGGCAUGGAUUCGGAGACCAGUCCGUCUCCAACUAGCUCGGAGAGGACGGUGGGGGAUAGAAUGGAGCAAAUAGUAAUAGAAGAGGAGGAGGAUGAAAUCCCCUCAAACAUUUUGGAGGCCGGGAAUGGCGUAGAUGGGUGUUAUGACCCAGAUUUAGAGGUAGUGGCCGAGGUGAGGGGAUAUGUGAGUGAGCUGGGUAGUAGGGAUAGCCUAAGGGCCCUUGUGGGUAAUUGCAACCUUCCUCAUCACGUCCUACUUAGACCUGCCGGGGUGAAUGAGAGGGCCUGCUCAGCACCCCGCGAUCAUUGGAUGCCCAUAUACGUGCAUUAUUUGAUGGCAGGGCUUAGGUUUCCCAUUCCAGAAUUAUUGAGUUCGGGGGAUUUUGCUCAGACAGAAUUUCUGAAAUUUGCACUUCAGUUCGGCUAUCAGAGCCACAUAUUUCACCAUCACAGGAUCAAUGACUUCACAGAUUGAGUUAAUUUGGUUCACCACCAGCUGGGAGUCAUUGUAUACUUGGAUUUCACUGAGUUUUAAUUCCAAUGCUAGCUGAAGACCAAGUAGCAGGGCUUCAUACUCGGCCAUGUUAUU
Molecule: messenger RNA, 755 nt
Organism: Rubroshorea leprosula
Lineage: Eukaryota; Viridiplantae; Streptophyta; Magnoliopsida; Malvales; Dipterocarpaceae
Source: the annotation of a GenBank genome assembly